This is a messenger RNA of Phalaenopsis equestris, 1303 nucleotides long. Its product is annotated as mitochondrial amidoxime reducing component 2. NCBI's taxonomy places the organism in Eukaryota, Viridiplantae, Streptophyta, Magnoliopsida, Asparagales, Orchidaceae. Gene Ontology annotation, molecular function: catalytic activity; pyridoxal phosphate binding; molybdenum ion binding. The record is from RefSeq and is a predicted model, not a curated record. Bases 66 to 1043 code for a protein of 325 amino acids. The transcript is spliced from 9 exons.
UACGACGAAGCUGGAGGCAACGGCGAAAAAUUCGGUAUUACGAGUGGGGAAGUCCAUCGGUGGAGAUGGAGAAGCUUUUCUCCCUAUUUUCAACCUCCGCCGGCAGCGCCGGCGGAAGUUCGUCGGCGCCGGCGGCGACGGUGUCCGACAUCUUUGUAUAUCCGAUCAAAUCUUGUCGAGGAAUCUCCGUUCCUGAGGCUCCCAUCACCUCCACUGGUUUUAGGUGGGAUCGCCAGUGGAUGGUUGUCAAUUCAAAUGGGCGAGCAUUCACUCAAAGGGUGGAGCCAAAGCUAGCUUUAGUUGAGCCAGAGCUUCCACCAGGUGCCUUUGAUUUCAAUUGGAAAUCUUCAGAUAGCUCAUAUAUGGUAUUAAGGGCCCCCGACAUGGACCCAUUAAAGGUUUGUCUUAAUAGAGAGUGCAAUGUGGUAGAUGGAAUAUCUGUGUGGGAGUGGUCAGGUACUGCAUUUGAUGAAGGAGAUGAAGCUUCUGAAUGGUUUACGAAGUAUCUCGGAAAACCAAGCCGUUUAGUGCGUUUCAAUACCCCUUCAGAAAGCAGAUUUGUAGAUCCAGAUUAUGCUCAGGGAUACACAGCCAUGUUUAGUGAUGGGUAUCCAUAUUUGGUUAUAUCGCAGGGAUCUCUAGACUUCUUAAAUGAGCUUCUGAAAGAGCCCUUACCCAUUAAUCGCUUCAGGCCAAAUAUUUUGGUUGAUGGAUGUGCACCAUUUUCAGAGGACCUCUGGAAAGUGACAAAGUUAAAUAAUAUUGCAUUUCAUGGAGUGAAGUUGUGUGCCCGCUGCAAGGUGCCUACCAUCAAUCAGGAAUCUGGAACGGGUGGCACUGAGCCCACUGAGACUCUAAUGAAGUUCAGGACAGACAAAGCUCUGAAAAGGGGAAAGAUAAACAAAGCAAAGGUGUAUUUCGGAAUGAACUUUGUGUGCGCGGAAAGCCUGUCGGCGGCAACUUUGAAGGAGAAGGUUGUGAAGAUUGGAGAUCCCAUUCAUGUGCUUCAAAGCUACGCUUCCCCUGCUGAUGCUGCAGCUUGAAGCUUCAUAAGGUGCUUCGCCUCCACGAUCCUCCUGCUCCAUUAAAGUUGUAUCUGCUUGGUUUAGGGAUUUUGUGGAAAGAAUAUAUUUUUAUUAUCUUGCGUAAAGAUGUAAUGUUACUUAUUUACCCUUUGCUUCUAUUUACAAAGUUGCCACUCCUGUAUGUAUAUAUAUAAGGGAGUUGUUUACUUUGUUAUGUAGUGAACAGAAAGGAUGAAUAAACAUAAUUAAGUUCGUGCCACUUGUCUUUCUUCAGGCUA